Helianthus annuus (common sunflower) is the source of this 1095-nucleotide messenger RNA. RefSeq lists its product as uncharacterized. Bases 1 to 1095 code for a protein of 364 amino acids. Lineage: Eukaryota; Viridiplantae; Streptophyta; Magnoliopsida; Asterales; Asteraceae. The record is from RefSeq and is a predicted model, not a curated record. The transcript has 2 exons.
AUGUCAAAUCGAAUUCGAUCUUUUGAAUCUGGUCAUUCAAAAAGGCUAAAAAAACGUAAACAAGAAGCUUUAAUCGAAUCACAAAAGGGAGCACUUCUAAAAUUUUGUACACCUACAACAAGUCAACCUACUAACGAUAGUGAUACACCUACAAAUAAUGAACCUACAAACGAUAGUGAUACACCUACAAAUAAUGAACCUAUAAACAAUAUUGAUACACCUACAAAUAAUGAACCUAUAAACAAUAUUGAUACAUCUACAAAUAAUGAACCUACAAACGAUAGUGAUACACCUACAAACGACGAAAAACCUACGAAUGAUGAAUUUACAACCGAUGAAAUACCUAUAAAUUUUGUUGAUCCAAGUCAAUGGAAUAAUAUUAGUAUUGAUCUAAGAGAUAUACUCGUAGAAAAAGGUCCGAUUAAAAUUCAUGAUUACGAUUUUCCACAAGAUGAAAACUCAAGAAGCUUUAAUACAUCUCACUAUAUGCGAACAUUACCAAAUGGUGAAACGCUAGAAAGAAAAUGGUUGAUUUAUUCUAUAGAUUUAGAUAGAGCGUUUUGUUUUUGUUGUAAAUUGUUUAACGUUAAUCAAUGUACUAGUAGCUUAGCUAAAGAAGCCGGUAUUGAGAUGAUUGCAGAAUUUGACCCGAUAAUGCAAGAACAUGUUAGACGCAUAAAAAAUAAGGAAAUUCAUAAUCAUUAUCUUGGACCCAGAAUGCAAAAUGAACUAAUACAUUUAUUAUCAAAUGAGGUCAAAACAAAAAUUAUUAAAAAGGUUAAAGAAGCCAAAUAUUUUUCAAUUAUUCUUGAUUGCAGACCCGAUAUAAGCCACAAAGAACAAAUGUCCAUUAUCUUACGAUGUUUAGAUAUUUCGCCAACUUCAAUAGAAGUUAAAGAAUACUUUUUAGAAUUUUUAAUAGUGAAUGAUACAACCGGUAAAGGUCUUUUUAAUUCUAUUAUUGAGGAACUUAAUAGAAUAGGACUCAAUGUGGAUGACAUUAGAGGUCAAGGUUAUAAUAAUGGUUCGAAUAUGAAAGGAAAACAUAAGGGAGUACAAAAACGAUUGUUAGAAGUUAAUCCUAGAGCCUUUUAA